Beauveria bassiana ARSEF 2860 is the source of this 570-nucleotide messenger RNA. RefSeq lists its product as hypothetical. The coding region runs from base 1 to 570 and encodes 189 amino acids. The record is from RefSeq and is a predicted model, not a curated record. The transcript has 2 exons. NCBI's taxonomy places the organism in Eukaryota, Fungi, Ascomycota, Sordariomycetes, Hypocreales, Cordycipitaceae.
AUGUCUCCGUCUUUCAGUCUCUGCGCCGGCCCGGGCACCGACAUCUGGAAGAAGCCUCCCGCGACGGAUGUCUUCAACGCGCCUUUUCAGACACACUCUUCGAGCACCGUCGGCAGUUUCCGUGCCGUCAGCCUUACUUUUACCGCCGUCUACACCAAGCGCUACGACCAGGCCGGCCUGCUGCUCCGGCUGACGCACCCCUCGCACCCGUGCAAGUGGGUAAAGACGGGAAUCGAACUGUACGAGGGCCUCCCACGGUUAUCGACCGUCAGCUGCGAUGGCUGGGCGGACUGGAGCGUCGGACCGGCGCCUUGCGCCGAGGACGUGGCGACGGGCGAUCGGAGCGUGACAGUGCAGGUGCGCAGCGAGGGCGACGAGAAUGGUCGCAGCUGGUGGGUGUACCACGUUGAUGGCGAGGUCUCGACGCCGCUCAGGGAGAUUUGCUGGAUCGCCGAUGGACAAUAUGCGGACUGGACGCUCGAUGUGGCGGCUCUGGUGGCGAGGCCAGCCAAGGACGGCAAGGGCGACCUUGAAGCUCAUUUUGAGAACUUUACGGUGGAGUGGGCGUGA